Messenger RNA from Aedes albopictus (Asian tiger mosquito), 1853 nucleotides. RefSeq names its product glycosyltransferase-like domain-containing protein 1-like. Gene Ontology annotation, molecular function: glycosyltransferase activity. The record is from RefSeq and is a predicted model, not a curated record. Lineage: Eukaryota; Metazoa; Arthropoda; Insecta; Diptera; Culicidae. Bases 207 to 1319 code for a protein of 370 amino acids. The transcript has 4 exons.
CCUCGACUGUGCCGUGCUGUCAAAAUAUUGUUUCUGAUGAGACUGAAAUCGCAGGCAUUUUCUGUGCACGUAGGUAAAAUAUUAAAAAUCCAGUCAAAAAAUUGCACAAAUCAUAGAAUUUAGUAGGUUAAUUGAAGCGAAAUAGUAGUGGAACAUUUUGAAGACAGAUCGGUGCAGUUUGCGUGAUUUGGCUUCGAAUUUGUCUCAUGGCGAAGGUGCUAAUCAUCGAACCCUUUUAUGGUGGCUCCCACAAACAGUUGCUCGACACUUUUCUUCAACAAUUUCACCCGGCCGAAUAUGACUUGUUCACGUUAACCGCCAAAAAAUGGCACUGGCGUUCUCGAAUCGGCGCUCUCUACUUCUCCGAGACCAUUCCAAGGGACCAUCAGUACAAAACCCUGUUCACUAGCUCGGUGCUGAAUCUGGCCGAGCUGAUUGGGCUCCGGCCGGACUUGGCCAUCUGCCGGAAGAUAGUGUACUUCCACGAGAACCAACUGAACUACCCGGUGCGGGAAAUCAAAGAACGAGACUGCCAGUACGGUUUGAACCAGAUUAUGACCUGUCUCAGCGCGGACCAGAUUGUGUUCAAUUCGCAGUACAAUAAGAUAUCCUUCCUGGACAAUAUCAAAAGCUUCCUGAACAUUGCGCCGGAUUUGAAGCUGAAAAAUUUGAGGGAAAAGUUGGAACCGCGCUGCGAGGUCCUCUACUUUCCGAUUCCGUUCCACACAAUACCGAAGCGCAUAUUCACCAAGAACGACAAACCGUUGCAUUUGAUCUGGCCUCACCGAUGGGAGCACGAUAAAAAUCCUCAAUUUCUGACCAACACGCUGCUGGAAUUGAACAAACGCCAGGUGGACUUCCGGGUGUCGAUCCUGGGCGAACGAGCUCAAUCCAUACCGGAGUGCUUCGAAAACAUUGGAGAACUGUUGAAGGAGAAGUUGAUCAACUUUGGAUUUCUGAGCAAAGAUGAAUACUAUCGCACCCUACUGGAUGGAGAUGUCGUAAUUUCAACAGCGGGACAUGAGUUUUACGGAGUCGCCAUGUUGGAAGCUUCUUACUGCGGUUGCCUACCGGUUGCACCAAACAAGCUAGUCUACCCGGAAAUUUAUCCAGAGACCAGUUUGUACAACACUUCGAACCAGCUAAUUAAAAUGCUGUACAAUUGGUGCAAAAAUAGACACCUGUUCGAGCGUGAUCGGGCCAUUUUCUACGAAAACUUCGACUUCGAGAAAUACUCCGCGGUAAGCAUUGUUCCCAAGUUCAUAUCGAUGAUCAGAGCGCACACCGGCGGCACUCCAGCCAUGGUAAACGGGGUCUAGGCCAUGUGCGUUCCGUAGCUCAAUUCUAAAACCGAUCGAUGCUAGCUGCUCUAGAAGAUUUAAAUUCUUCCAAUAAAUUCGUAACUGUCGGUAAUAGGCCAAAUAUGUGUAAGUGCGAGGUAGUCGCCAUACGAAAAAAAAAAAAAGAUCGACAACGUGCAAUCUCGCGCCAAUUAUCUAUCCACUAUUAUAAGUAGGGUCUCCAAAGGCACAAAACUGUUUGUUCUAAUCAUUAGUGUUACGAAAAUGGUUUAUUGUCAGUCGAACAAUUGUUUUAAACAUUAUUUGUUUUAGAUAAUUUUGUAAUAGUUAAAUCAACAAAAUCAUAACUGAGCUUAAACAUUUUAAAUCAAAGGGAACUGUUUUGGCAUUUUUGUUUUCAGCUUUUAAUAAUAAGUUGAUUGUUUUAGAGGUGGUCAAUGAAAAAUGGGUAUUGUAUAUUACAGUACAACAGUCAAAAUUCUAUACCUAAAUGAAAUUGAAAUAUCGGGAAUCAACAUAUUCAUAGAUAAUAAAAUACUGUCGUCAAUAUUA